This is a messenger RNA of Hyaloscypha bicolor E, 1859 nucleotides long. RefSeq lists its product as uncharacterized. The annotation marks the transcript as partial. Lineage: Eukaryota; Fungi; Ascomycota; Leotiomycetes; Helotiales; Hyaloscyphaceae. The transcript has 3 exons. The record is from RefSeq and is a predicted model, not a curated record.
AUGUCUGCAGAAGGCCUUAAUACCCAGGAGACUUCUCUCCAGAAAAUGGCUGACUCUAUCGGGCCUAUUAUCGACAAUUUCAACUCUAUACUUACGAAACCUUACAUCGAGAAGUAUAACGCAACACUCAACACUGUUCCGGUCGUCGGCCUAAAGGACAAUCAAAUCAUGUACAUCGACACCUCUGUCAGCAAAACCCCAUCGGGUCUUAGCGAUGCGUGGGCAUUGUUCAGUUCCCUCCCUACCGAUGCCAAGGUAUCCGACCUGACUCAAGUUCACUUCUUCCCCUUCAACGGCGAUUUCUACCUAGCGGUCGGCACGGCUGUAUGGAAGAAAGCCCACCGUUCGGAUCGAGAUCCCCAACUCUCGUCCGCUGUUGAUCAUUGGCCAAAAAUGUUUGUCGACGAAUGGACUAAAAUUGGCGAUGCCUGUCUCCCCGCACCGGAUUUGAAAUCCAUCGUACCAUUCGCAAUCCUCUCCGCAGACAAGAAUGCCAUUGCUUUCAAAGUGGUUCUCCUUGGCCAAGAUGAUACCAUACAAGUCCUGGCCUCGGACUCUUUUGGGGCAACCAACACUUUCGUUCAACUGAACUAUCUCAAAGGGCAGGGUUCCGAUUCUCCUACAGUAGCACCAAAGUGGACUCGUAUGGCUUAUUGGAACAACCAAAUUACCGCUCUCGACGAUGGGGAUAAUACCUGGGACCUUACGCCAGAUUUCACUGCACAAACAUACACCACUGAUACAAAGAUUCAUGUCGAUCACUUCACCGAAUUUACUGCUACUGAUGUCGGCCCCGUUGGCGUCGCACCGGAUGGAUAUCUCUACAAGCGCAUUGUAGAGCCACCGCCUACCAAUAAAGAGGAUCAAGACCCAACGUUGAAAUGGACACGGUGGAUUUUGCAAGACGGCGUCACCAAUAUUGGAGUUGCUUCACCUGGAGUCCUUCUGGAUCUGCACCUCUUGACCAGUACAUUGCGCUCUCGAUACCUUGAUACCCAAGCAGCUGUUUACCCGGCGGUAAGCAAGAUACUCGCUUUCGCCAACACCAAUAAGGUAUUUUUAGGGCAAUUGAAAGCACAAGCGGACAUUUACAAUUCGACCUCGAGCACAGACGGACAGAAGGCCCAGGCCCUUCACGCCGGAAAGGAGAUUUGUAUCCAUGCACAAGUAUGGGCAGGAAUUCUAAGUAGGUCUGUUGGAGGGUCGACUGUCGCUGUCAGUAUCAUGACAAAACAGCUCAAUGAUGUCAAGAAUCAGCUGUUGAUCCAGACGCAGCUUUUGAGGGAUAGACUUGCUAGCUUGCAAGCACAACUAUCCUCGCAGAAAGAAGCACUUUCAAAGUUGCAGGCCGCAUUUUGGGGUGCAGUAGCUUGCAUGUUUCUAGGUAUGAUUGUCGCAAUUGCAGGACUUGCUACUGGCGCAGGGGCCGCCCUUUUCGUCCUUGCUGGGGCCCUCUUUAUAGGUGGUCUGGUUGCCAUGGUAGCGCUAGGGGUUCAGAUGGGGGAUCUGGCAGGGAAAAUCGCCGACACAGAGAGUCAAAUCAGAACCACAAAUACAGCUAUUUCGGAGCUGUCGACUGUCACAGACAGUUUUGUAACUUUGGACCAACUCUAUGGCGAUUUGAACUCAUUUUGGGGGACCUUGUCAGAUGACGCAGGGGAAAUUGCGACAGAUGACGAAGCGACUAUGGAGUAUAUUGGUGCAGGCACUCUCGCUAUCACCGACUCCAUUAUUUCGGCGCAACAAAUUUCGGCCGAUAUCAGUGAUGCUUGUCAGAAAUAUCUCGAUGUUCUGCACAGGCAAGGUGUGAUCAUUCCUCCAACAUUCAUGGCAGAUGCUGCCACGCCCUCAAAUUCAAC